Messenger RNA from Sclerotinia sclerotiorum 1980 UF-70, 1065 nucleotides. RefSeq lists its product as hypothetical. The transcript is spliced from 2 exons. The record is from RefSeq and is a predicted model, not a curated record. NCBI's taxonomy places the organism in Eukaryota, Fungi, Ascomycota, Leotiomycetes, Helotiales, Sclerotiniaceae. Bases 1 to 1065 code for a protein of 354 amino acids.
AUGCCUCCAGAACUCAUACCAUCAGAUGAGGAAUAUGCAUCAUCAGAAGAUGAGGAUUUCGCCCCAGAUGCAGUACCAGCACAAGAAGAAUCAUCAGAGUCAGAAGCAGAAGAUGAAGGUUCUACUGCGGUAAUAGAUAAGCCGAAGAAAAAGACGGCAAAAAGGAAACGCGGUAAUGAUGAAGAGGCGGAGGAUGCGGGAUUUGAGAACUCGGGCGAUGAAGCUAUUAUUGAAAAGGGCUUGAAAAGGCGGAAGAAGAGGAGUAGGAAGGAUGGGAGAGAUGGGGAGGAAGACGAGGGUGGUGAGGGAGGCUUGGUUAAGACGAGGAGUAUGCGCGCUCAAGAAAAGAUUGAGAAGAAACCCCUCGCAGAUACCAAAGCCGCAACAGUUGACGUAGAUGCCUUGUGGGCAGCCAUGAUAUCUGGCAAACCCGCCUCAUCCACCAUCACCGAACCCAAACCUUCUGCAAAACCCGUAAACGUAUCCACAAGUCCAAAAACAGAGAGUAAGUCGCCGGAACUACAUAGAGAAUCCAGAGAACGCAGCAGCCUCAACGAAGACCCAGAUUCUAUGAUUAUGAUGAAACGUACCUACAAUUUCGCCGGGAAGGUUAUCACAGAGCAAAAACUCGUAUCGAAAGAUUCCGCGGAAGCAAAACUCUUUCUCGCAUCUCAAGAAUCUGAUGCUGGAAAGGAGGGGAAUAAGGGGAAAGAAGCGGAACUUUUCGUCAAGCCAAAACGCAAUCUUAAAAAGGCUCGUCGUUCGAUCUUUGAACCUAUUGUAGAAAAUCUCACACCUCAAAGAACAGAUUUGUAUUUUGGCACAGCAGCGGCUGCGAGGAAUUUGGUUGGGGGUGUGGGUGCAGGGAAGGAAGCGAAGAAAUUAAAUACAGUAGAAAAGAGCGCGAUGGAUUGGGCUGGGUUUGUGGAUAAAGAGGGUUAUAAGGAUGAGUUGGAUGCAGCGGGCAAGAAGAAGGGGGCGUACGGGGAGAGACAGGCUUUCUUAGCGAGGGUGGAGGCUAAGAAGGUGGAGGAUGAGAGGAGGGCGAGGGGGUUACCUAUUUAG